CGGGAUGAUGCUGGACAACAACGCGAGCUGCCCGGAUUGCCGCUUCCACCCUGAGGCGCGCCACUCCCUGGCGGCCGUGCUCAUUUUCACGAUCGUCGUGGACAUCCUGGGGAACGUCCUGGUGAUCAUGUCUGUGCUGAGGAACCGCAAGCUCCGCAACGCCGGCAAUAUCUUUGUGGUCAGCCUGUCUGUGGCAGACCUUGUGGUGGCUGUCUAUCCCUACCCUCUUAUAUUGACCGCCAUCUUCCACAAUGAAUGGACCAUGGGUGACAUCCACUGCCAGAUCAGUGGCUUCCUCAUGGGUCUCAGCGUGAUUGGCUCCAUCUUCAACAUCACAGCCAUCGCCAUCAACAGGUACUGCUACAUUUGCCACAGCCUCCGGUACGACAAGCUCUUCAACCUGAAGAACACCUGUGGCUACCUUUGCCUGACGUGGCUGCUGACCCUGGUGGCUAUCCUGCCAAACUUUUUUGUGGGCUCCCUGCAGUACGACCAGAGGAUUUAUUCCUGCACUUUCGCUCAGACGGUGAGCAUGUCAUACACCAUCACCGUGGUGGUGGUCCAUUUCAUCAUCCCUCUCUCCAUCGUGACCUUCUGCUACCUUCGGAUCUGGAUCCUCGUGAUCCAGGUCAAGCACCGGGUGAGGCAAGACUGCAAGCAGAAAGUGCGUACAGCUGACGUGCGGAACUUCCUGACCAUGUUUGUGGUCUUUGUCCUGUUUGCAGUGUGCUGGGGGCCGUUAAACUUCAUUGGCCUGGCGGUCUCCAUCAACCCUUCGAAGAUCAUCCCACAGAUUCCAGAGUGGCUUUUUGUGGUGAGCUACUUCAUGGCUUACUUUAACAGCUGCCUCAAUGCCGUGAUAUAUGGCCUUCUCAACCAGAAUUUCCGGAAGGAGUACAAGAGAAUCCUCCUUGGCCUCUGGACUCCACGCCUGCUCUUUAUCGACGGCUCGAAAGGUGGGACGGAGGGGGUUAAAAGCAAGCCAUCCCCGGCCGCAACAAACAACAACCAGGCUGAAAUCUUAUUGUAAAUAGAAGCACUAUUUAUUCCGCUGUGUCCAUAUGCACUAUGUAAAGCUCAUCUUCUACAUGCUAUCACAAGGGCCAAAUUUGACUCGUAUAAAUGAUUCCACCACCUUCUCUCUCAUUCUUGCUCUCUCUCCAAACAAUGGGCUUGUUAUUAUGCUUCGUGAGAGUUGGCUUAUGGUUUCCUAGGUUCUGCUGAGAAAGAGCAUACACUUUUGAAGCAAGAAGCCUUCUUUGGCCACCAGCUUACAAGGUUGCCUUGGGGCAACUGCCUUAAGCUCAACUGGACCCUUUUAUCCAGGCCAGGACUCUCUGCUCUGGCUGACCAAACUCUACAGCAUCUCGGGCCAAGAGGUCUAUCCCACCCUUUCAGCAAACGAUGCCUGGGAUUGAACCUUUUGCAUGCAGUGCAUGUGCUCUGCCACUGACCUGUGGGUUUAUCCUCUC
Molecule: messenger RNA, 1472 nt
Organism: Lacerta agilis (Sand lizard)
Lineage: Eukaryota; Metazoa; Chordata; Lepidosauria; Squamata; Lacertidae
Gene: GPR50
Product: G protein-coupled receptor 50
Exons: 2
Coding region: 5-1030 (341 amino acids)
Biological process (GO): G protein-coupled receptor signaling pathway
Cellular component (GO): membrane
Molecular function (GO): melatonin receptor activity
Source: RefSeq, a predicted model, not a curated record